AGUCGAUUAAACGACGUUCGUCCUUGAUCAUAGAUUUUUAAUAUAAAUUAAUUCGGCUCAAACAGUCUUGUCCUGACUAUCCGUGAACUCGGAGGAUCUCGUGAGGACGAUGGGCGAAGUGACAGAGAAAGAACCCAACAUACAGUGGGCUUUAGACCUAUUGACACCUCACCCAGAGCGUGAACAUUUUCCUCUGUAUGAUUAUUGGGUUCCUGUAACGUGUGCUCUGGCGGGUUUCGCCUCGGGUAUGGUCGUGAAUUAUAUUGGCAGAAGACCUAUGUUCUCAGGAAUUCAAACACACAUAACGCUUACUGUAUUGGGAGCUGGUAUAGGACGAUGGGCUCACCUUAAGAGAGAAGCAAUAGUUUCAGAGAGGGAUGCUGUUCUUCGUGAUUACAUUCGGCUCCAUCCUGAAGAUUUUCCAGAACCAGAACGUAAAAAGUGGGCUGAUCAAUUUCUGGAGUGGGUUCCAAUUCGUUAGAGACAAUUAUAAUAUUGUAUCGUGUUCAUAGGUCAUUCAUACAUGCAAUACUACUGUUUGUGAAUAAAUGGUAAAUAUUAUUAA
Diprion similis is the source of this 565-nucleotide messenger RNA. RefSeq names its product NADH dehydrogenase [ubiquinone] 1 subunit C2 (gene ND-B14.5B). The record is from RefSeq and is a predicted model, not a curated record. Gene Ontology annotation, biological process: mitochondrial electron transport, NADH to ubiquinone. Gene Ontology annotation, cellular component: mitochondrial inner membrane. The transcript has 3 exons. Lineage: Eukaryota; Metazoa; Arthropoda; Insecta; Hymenoptera; Diprionidae. Bases 110 to 481 code for a protein of 123 amino acids.